Aspergillus vadensis CBS 113365 is the source of this 1328-nucleotide messenger RNA. RefSeq lists its product as uncharacterized. Bases 1 to 924 code for a protein of 307 amino acids. NCBI's taxonomy places the organism in Eukaryota, Fungi, Ascomycota, Eurotiomycetes, Eurotiales, Aspergillaceae. The record is from RefSeq and is a predicted model, not a curated record. The transcript is spliced from 2 exons.
AUGCAUACCGCUGCUCUCUUCCUUGCUCUCUCCCUCUCUGCCCAUGCGGUGCCUGUCUUCAACGCUCGUGGGAACGACACUGUCGAGCGUAGAGAAGAAGGUCCCUACAAAGUCGUGAAUGUUGCGGGUCCUACUACUCCCGUUGUCGAGACCAUCACUGCGACCAACCCUCCGGCACCGCCUACCACUAUUACUGUCACUGAGUACCCUUCGUCCACACCAGCUUCCGUGUCUGGCGCUUCUCCCUCACCUUGGAAUGCCGGACCUAACGUGGGUGGUGCUCCGCUGGGUCGCCGCGACACCAACAGCAGUGCAAGCGCCCUGAGCCGACGUGCGAUGUUUGAGGAGACUGCCCCUACCAACAAUACUGCCAGCCGACGUGGAAUUCUUGACGAUGCUAGCAACAGCACCCUGAGCCGACGUGCGAUGUUUGAGGAGACUGCCCCUACCAACAGUACCGCGAGUCGACGUGGAAUCCUUGACGAUGCUAGUAACAGCACUCUGAGCCGGCGUGUUCUCAUGAAGGAUGAUGCCCCUACCAACGGCACUCUGAGCCGCCGUGCGAUGUUUGAGGAUGCCCCUACCAACAGCACCGAAAAGCAUGCAAUUGUCGCUCGCAGCAACACCACUUCGGAAGUUUUGGCCCGUAGCUUGAACGAGACAGCGGUGCAGACUCGGCAGCUCAAGGAUGCCCUUGUUUCCGAGCAUCACAAUGCCAGCGAUGUUAGUGGCAAGUUCGGGGUAAUGGCCCGGGAUACUCAGAAGCCCGAGAACGCCACUGAUAUUGGCAGCAAGGUCGCCAUUCGCGCCCGGAAUGAUACAGUUUUGCAGACACGGGCAUUCAAUGACACCCCCUCUGACACCGCCGUCAUGUCUUCCAGGCCUCAAGCCAGGGGUCUGAACCAAACAGACUCUCAGGCGUAAAGUCAUCUUCAGGGGUCAAUGUGUCGCUUACCCAGGUCUUGCCAUAUCGUUCUGGAGGUUGGAAAUUGGGUUGCCAACGACUGGUAUGAAACACGUUUCAUGAAUUUGAUGGAUAAUGAGCAUGUGCUUCUUUCACGAUUUCGGUUUUUUGCAUCGUCACGACAAGUCAUGACUGCUCAUGGUGGGGGUGGGGAUAUGGUCAUGAUAGCAUGCAUCUAUAGGGGCGUUUUGUUCUGAUUUCUUUUUCCUUCUUUCCAUUGCUUUUGUGUUUUUUUCUUAUGAUUCUCUGGCGGUUUCAUGCUCUCUUGUGGGAAAGGUUUUGGUUGAUUCGAUAAGAGGUAGCGAUUGCUUUCGUUGCGAUUUCGGGUUCGUACUAGGUCUAGAUUGUGGUUGGGUUAUUUCAG